CGCAUUUUCAGCUGAAGAGUGUUUCAGUGUGUGUUUGUGUGAGUCAGAAGUGUGGGUCUGCAGCUCGGCUACAUUUUAUGGGAAAGUCAGUUUCCCACCAUUGUGUCCUCGGCGAUUGCCAGACAUUGACAAGACUUGUGGGCUGCUGUGCUGUGUGUGUGGAGAACAGACGCUGCUGGUUUUAGAGAGCAGCACAGGAAGAGGGCGAGUUCAGAUCGAGUUGGUGCCUCUACAGUGAGAACAGGCAGUUCUUCAGAAGUUGUGAGUGUCCAGCUGUCUUUCUGGACCGGUUUUAUUUUUCCAUCCUGUGGUUGUGGAGUGUUGCUGCCCUGCUUUUGAUUUUGAGCGUGGUGGUUCCCGGCGUGUCCUAGCCAGUGGUGCUGUUGCAUUGUUAAGCUACAGGGCUGCAUGCCAUGGGCUGUGUCUUCUCCCUGCCAGAGGACAGGAGAGAUGCUGCUGAGAGAACACCCACCACAAAAGAGACAAGUUUCAUUGAGAAAAUGAAGAAGACAGGCAAGAACAUCAUUGUGUUCUACGGCUCACAGACGGGCACAGCAGAGGAAUUUGCUAACAGACUGUCCAAAGAUGCUCAGCGCUACGCCAUGAAAGGAAUGGCUGCCGAUCCAGAGGAAUAUGACAUGGGGGAACUGUCCCGUUUGACGGAGAUUAAAAACUCCCUUGCCAUAUUUUGCAUGGCCACCUAUGGAGAGGGAGACCCAACAGAUAACGCUCAGGACUUCUAUGACUGGCUGCAGGACAAUGAUGAUGAAAACCUCUCUGGACUAAACUACACUGUGUUUGCGCUUGGCAACAAGACAUAUGAGCACUAUAAUGCAAUGGGAAAAUACGUCGACAAAAGGCUGGAAGAACUGGGAGCCAACCGCAUCUUUGACCUUGGUUUGGGAGAUGAUGACGGCAAUCUGGAAGAAGACUUCAUUUCUUGGAGAGAGCAGUUCUGGCCGGCCGUCUGUGAGCACUUUGGAGUGGAAGCCUUAGGAGAUGAAUCAAGCAUACGACAGUACGAGCUGAAGGAGCACACAGACAUCAACAUGAACAAAGUGUACACGGGAGAGAUCGGCCGCCUAAAGAGUUUUGAGGUCCAAAAGCCGCCCUUUGACUCUAAAAACCCUUUCCUGGCCCCAGUAACUAUCAACCGUAGACUCAACAAAGGCGGCGAUAGACAUCUUAUGCACCUGGAAUUAGACAUAACAGGCUCCAAGAUCAGAUACGAAUCAGGAGAUCAUGUUGCUGUUUUCCCUACGAAUGACUCUGGUUUGGUGAACAAGCUGGGACAGGCCCUUGGGGUGGACCUUGAUGUGGUUAUCUCUCUCAACAACCUUGAUGAGGAGUCCAACAAGAAGCACCCCUUCCCUUGCCCCACCACCUACCGUACAGCCUUGACUCACUAUCUGGACAUCACACAUCCCCCUCGCACCAACGUCCUCUAUGAGCUGGCGCAGUACGCCUCUGAUCCCAAAGACCAAGAGAACAUGCGCAAGAUGGCCUCCUCCUCACCCGAAGGCAAGGCACUCUACCAGAGUUGGGUGUUGGAUGCCAGUAGAAACAUCCUUGCCGUCCUGGAGGAUAUGCCCUCUCUUAAACCUCCUGUUGACCACCUGUGUGAGCUACUGCCUCGCCUCCAGGCUCGCUAUUAUUCCAUUGCAUCCUCCUCCAAGGUCCACCCCAACAGUAUCCACAUCUGUGCCGUAGUGGUGGAGUACACAACCAAGACUGGCCGCAUCAACAAGGGAGUUGCCACCAAUUGGCUGAAGAACAAACUGGUCACUGACAACGGCUACAAGUCCACCGUUCCCAUGUACAUCCGCAAGUCUCAGUUCCGUCUGCCCUUCAAAGCCACCAACCCAGUGAUCAUGGUUGGCCCUGGGACAGGAAUCGCUCCCUUCAUAGGCUUCAUUCAAGAGAGGGGCUGGCUCAGAGAGCAAGGAAAGGAGGUUGGAGAGACGGUGCUGUUUUUUGGCUGCAGACAUAAGAAUGAGGAUUAUAUCUACCAGGAGGAGCUGGAGGAAGCUGAGAAGAAAGGGGUCCUGACGCAGCUUAAUGUUGCUUUCUCCAGAGACCAGGAGCACAAGGUGUAUGUGCAGCAUCUCCUGAAGACAAAUAAGGAGCACAUCUGGAAGCUGAUUCACUCAGAGAACGCUCACAUCUACAUCUGCGGGGACGCGAGGAACAUGGCUAAGGAUGUGCAGGCGGCCUUCCACGACAUUGCCGAAGAAUUUGGAGGCAUGACGCAUACCCAGGCCACAGAUUACAUCAAGAAGCUGAUGACUAAGGGACGCUACUCGCAAGAUGUCUGGAGUUAAAGCGUUUCCUAACCAACCUCACUUUCAUUACUCAAGUGAUGGUUUUAAAUUUUCUAUUUUUAUGAUAUGUAUUGUUUUGUCAGGACUGAUUAUCAAAAGAUAAAACACUUGUUCAUACUCACCCUGGUUCAUGAGAGCUACAGGUAGCAGAAUAUCAUGAGGCAAACCCUACCUCAGCUGGUUUUAAUAAACCCAUUUUUGUCUACAUUUCCUACUUAUGUGUACUACUUUGUGUAUCUUGAUCACAGGCUUGUGUCUGCUGGAGUCCUCGCUGGAUCCAGUGUCUCAGACCAGACACCAAUUAGCCAGUCUGUUUUCCCAUGAUCAUUAGGAGAUGUAAAUGAAUUAAUUGGUGAAACUGAGUGUUUGACUGCAACUUUGAGGAAUUAGAUGUAGGAACCUGUGGGCUUGAUUGGAAUAAGAAUGAUGAAAUGCAGCCAAAAGUAAUCAGCACCUCAGAUUUAAUUUGCAUUAGACACAUUUUCAUACUACAUACUAUAAUAUUAAUGAGUUCCUCAGUUUGGCUCCACAGCUUCUUACACUGAUGAUGACUCAGAGUAGACAAUGCUAAGUUUAACAGAGACAUGCUGAUCCCAACAUCUACAUGUACAUAAUAUGCCACUGUAAACAUGAAGAUUUAAAUUGAACUUUUAGGAAGGUUAGUCAGUUUGACAUUUUGUGAUAUUUGCAGAUUUCAUUCAGCUGAUGAACAGAUGGUAGCAGAUGCUGUAUGUCUGUUUGAAUUCAGAGUGUUGUGUGUUCCUGUUGCAGGAUCAGCUCUCAGAAGAGCUUUAGAUAUGAUGCUUUGAAAUGCAAAAAAAAAAUUUAAAAUAUCAGUAAUGGAAACCUUUUGAGAGGCACAGCAAGUCAUGCAAAGGGGAAGAUGAUUUAUUGGAGGGGUAAUCCAUGAGAUUUGUUUCCCAUAAAACCCUGUGUUUAAAUGUAAUAAAACUGAAUUUGUACCUACCCUGUAAUAUUUGUAAAACAUUUAAGAUGUUAAAACUAGAUCUGGGCUGCCAAAUAGUUGUAUAUUUUAUAUGCAUCUGACAUCAACAUAUUAUUAACAGGGUUUGUCUGUUAGGUAGCAUGUUUUGUUUUGGGGUUUUUUUGUCUGAUCACAUAUCCCAGCAUAUUUGUGUGAAUGUGGGGAAUUUGAGGAGGUCAGUCAGAGUGGAACUUGUGCCUUUUAGAACUGCCUUAUGUUUUAAGUUAAUAUUAAACCCUGACAUGUCACUUUUCUUUCUCCAUACUAAAACAUUUUUAGAAAGUCAAAUUCAUACACUUUACCCAGCGCUGUCACUUUGUCAUUCCAUUUUAUGAUGUAAUUAUU
Messenger RNA from Monopterus albus (swamp eel), 3651 nucleotides. RefSeq names its product P450 (cytochrome) oxidoreductase b (gene porb). Gene Ontology annotation, biological process: response to hormone. The record is from RefSeq and is a predicted model, not a curated record. The transcript has 15 exons. Gene Ontology annotation, cellular component: cytosol. The coding region runs from base 414 to 2321 and encodes 635 amino acids. Gene Ontology annotation, molecular function: FMN binding; NADPH-hemoprotein reductase activity; flavin adenine dinucleotide binding. Lineage: Eukaryota; Metazoa; Chordata; Actinopteri; Synbranchiformes; Synbranchidae.